UUGAAAGAAAUGAGUAAUCCGGAGAAGAUGAAAGUGGAUGAUGGUAGUGAGAAAGAGAGGGAAGAUUCCUCCGAUGAGCAGUCGAGUGAUGAGGAAUCCGCCAUGAGAGAAAUCGUUCUCGCCCUCCCUGCUCUAUCGAUCACCAGCGGGACCAUCGGUGUUAGCAUCGCCGUCGAUGAAGAAGCAGAGGCGCGUCUGAAUGAGCAAGCGGUCGUUGCGGCGGAGUUGGUCAUCGCCGCGGCAGAGGAAGAGGUCAUGAAAGAGAAAAGCGACGGAAAGAAGAAAAAAGUGAGGAGACAUAGAAAGACUAUGAAGCUCAACGACGACGACGAAGCGUGUGGUUCGAGCAAAGGAGGAGGAGAAGCGACGAAGAAGCCGAGGAAGAAAACUUCGGAGUUCACUAACCUACCGAGAGGACCACCGGUUUGUAACGUCUGCGGACGAGCGUUUCAUUCGUGGAAGGCUGUGUUUGGACAUCUCAGGUCUCACAAAGACAGGAACUACCGAGGGUUUCUCCCGCCUCCUAAGUUCACUCCGCCGAUUAGAAGCGUCAUGAUUCCAGGACCGAACUCUGCUUUUGUUCGUGUUGUUGCCCGAGGGGGGAGCUCUGGUGGGGUUGUUGCCGCUGGUGGAGUUGUUGCCUCCGGUGGUGGUGGUGGUGGUGGUGCUACUGGUGGCGAAGGUGGGAGAGGAGGCUCAGGGAUGGAUAUGAAUGCGGAUCGAGUGGAGGAAGAUAACCAGGAAGUGACUGAAUCUGGAACUGUAGCGAAGUUUGAUCUUAACAAGUCUCCACCCAAAGAUGACGAGGAAGAGGAGAAGACCAAGUGAAGAUGUUUGAGUUGAACCACAUUAUUAGCUAUUUUAUU
Raphanus sativus (radish) is the source of this 866-nucleotide messenger RNA. RefSeq lists its product as uncharacterized. The record is from RefSeq and is a predicted model, not a curated record. Bases 10 to 828 code for a protein of 272 amino acids. NCBI's taxonomy places the organism in Eukaryota, Viridiplantae, Streptophyta, Magnoliopsida, Brassicales, Brassicaceae. The transcript has a single exon.